AUGAAGCUUUUUUUACUCACCUGCUUCUGUUUGAUCCGAAUUUCGUUUCAAAACGCAACCAUCAGCUACGAUUGUCUUUCAAUGAAUUCCGAACAUUGCUCUUUAACCAAUAUCAACUUUAACAAAACCGAAGAAACGCUAAUUUUCAACUCAAAUAUCAGAGAAGAAGUCUUCCGAGUCACUGUUUCCAAGUCAUCAAUUUCCGUUUUAACGUCUGACUUUUGCAAAUCCUUCCGGAACACGGAAAUAUUUAAAUUACAAUCGAUUGCUUUGGAAAAAAUCAACGAAAAUGCCUUGGAAUCAUGUGAAAAAUUAAGCAAUUUCGACGCAAUGAAGAAUUAUUUGCGAUAUUUGGAUGAAAAAACCUUCAAAUCAAACAAAAAUCUCGAAUAUUUGUUCCUCAGCACGAACAAAUUGCGAUGUUUGCCCGUAAAAAUUUUCCAUGGACUCAAAAAUUUAAAAGAACUUUACUUGUCGUAUAAUAAUUUACGUUUUUUACAUCCUGAAACAUUUUCCGGGCUCACGGAUCUUCGUCUUUUAUCGCUGCAAAGCAACGAAUUACUCGAGUUUGACGCGUCGGAAGUCGUGCGUCACUUAUCGAAACUCAACACGAUUCAUUUGAAGUACAACGAGAUCAAAUGCAGCGAAUUUCAGGAAAUUUUAAAAGUUUUAAGGGAGAAAAAUUUAACUUUUGACAGAACUUUAACGCAAAAUGACUGCGAACCUGACGAGGAAUACGAAUUAAGAAAUUCUUGCAUGAUGAAAUUUGAAAAAAAUGAAAAAAGUAAAAGCCGAAAAUUAACAAAAAAUUCGGUUUUAAUAGCGAUUUUUUAUGUGAAAAUUCUAAUUCUACAGAAAAACUAA
Molecule: messenger RNA, 864 nt
Organism: Culicoides brevitarsis
Lineage: Eukaryota; Metazoa; Arthropoda; Insecta; Diptera; Ceratopogonidae
Product: leucine-rich repeat-containing protein 70-like
Exons: 1
Coding region: 1-864 (287 amino acids)
Molecular function (GO): protein binding
Source: RefSeq, a predicted model, not a curated record